AUGCUCAUCGCUAUAGCUGGUGGUACAAGUCCCACUCUAGGCGCAUCUAUUGUUUCCGCCCUCCUCGCCACAGGCCGCUACACCCCAGUGAUCCUCUCCCGCAAAAUCAAGCAAGUCCCAUCAUGGCUUUCAUCUCUUCAUCAAAAGGUCGAAAUCCGACAUGUGGAUUACAACUCACACGUAUCCCUCGUGGCAGCUCUCCGAGAUGUUGAUGUGGUCAUCAGUGUCCUUCUCAUUCCAGGCCCGGACUGGAUUACUGUGGAAAUCAACCUCCUCCAUGCAGCGGAAGAGGCAGGCUGUCGAAGAUUCGCACCAUCAGAAUUUGCACUCACAGACCGAGCGCAUACGAUGGUUUAUCUACUCGGAGCCAAGAGUAUAGUCUGGAAAGAAGUAGAGGUCUCGGUCAGCCGAGGCAGAAUUGAUGCUGCUCGGUUCCCGUGUGGGAUGUUCAUGAAUUAUCUUGGAAUCGGAAUUUCUGAUGAAGCAAUCAGACUAGAAGCUCUAGCGGGGUUUCAGGAAGGGUCCUUUCUCGUUCACCUUGAUGAUCCAUCGCCUUGGAUUGAGGUCCCAGUACGUGCGGAUGGAUCAUUUCCAAGUUUGACUCUGACCGAUAUUCGGGACGUGGGUAAGUUCAUUGUCGGCGCGUUGGAUAUUGAUGAGCCGUGGGGAGGCAGGGAGUUGGGCAUGGUAGGGGAUACGCUCAAUUUUGCGGAUCUGAUCAGUUUGUGUGAAAAAUACACUGGGAAAUCAAUUCAUGUCCGCAAGGUAACCAGGCCAGAGCUGGUGAGCCGGCUCAGAGGUAUUCCUCCGGCUGAGUUUAUCAGGUACAUGGAAUGUCAACUACAGAUGGUUGCGACUUUGGAUCAAUGGGUGAUUGAUCCCUCUUUAAAUCGUCUAUGCUCUGUUCAGCCAACAACGGUGGAACAGUAUAUGAAGCGAUACUGGGGCAGCACAUGA
Molecule: messenger RNA, 957 nt
Organism: Penicillium odoratum
Lineage: Eukaryota; Fungi; Ascomycota; Eurotiomycetes; Eurotiales; Aspergillaceae
Product: aromatic alcohol reductase
Exons: 1
Coding region: 1-957 (318 amino acids)
Molecular function (GO): oxidoreductase activity
Source: RefSeq, a predicted model, not a curated record